This is a messenger RNA of Purpureocillium takamizusanense, 1606 nucleotides long. Its product is annotated as Monoamine oxidase. Gene Ontology annotation, molecular function: oxidoreductase activity. Lineage: Eukaryota; Fungi; Ascomycota; Sordariomycetes; Hypocreales; Ophiocordycipitaceae. The record is from RefSeq and is a predicted model, not a curated record. Bases 74 to 1474 code for a protein of 466 amino acids. The transcript has 2 exons.
AACCCGCAGCUGAAAAAGGUCAACCAAAAACACCGAGCAACCUCCGACGGGCUCACCAUCCACGACCACAACCAUGGCCGCUGUUCAUGAAAUGGCCUACCGGCCGCGAGGUGUUCCCUCCCGCCAGGCGGCGACAUCGGCAGAGGUCAUCGUCGUCGGCGGCGGUCUCAGCGGCCUGGCCGCCGCCUACGAGCUGCAGCAGGCCGGCGCGUCGUGCCUGCUUUUCGAGCGUCGAGGUCGGAUUGGAGGCCAGUUUUCUACCGAGGACAGCAGCUUCAGCGACGCCCAAGUGCGCGUCCUGGAGCUCGCCCGCAGCCUGGGGCUCGAUAUCCAGCGUCACGUCGUCGGUGGACGUGACGCCGUGGAAGGGCUGGGAGCCUCACGUGCCGACGGCACGCCUCGCCUCAGCGAACAGGAUAUGCGUUCGUACACCCGCGUUGUGGAAAACAUCGAGGAGCUCAGCCAGCGCGUUGACGUGAACCACCCGGCGCAGAUGCUCCCCAACUACGGCUCCAUGUCGGCCCACGAGCUCGUCGUUUCACACGGCGCGACGCCUUCCGUCCAGACGCUUGCCAACGUGUGGACCCAUGCCCUCUUUGGCCUCUCGGCGCGCGAGGUUGGCGCUCUGUCCUUCCUGCUGCACUGCAAGUGCUCGGGCGGCCUCAUGCAGGCCGUCAAGGGCCUCGGUAGCGGCGGCAGCCCGAGGUGGCGCCUUGGGGGCAGCGGCGGCUCUGGAGCUGAGCAACAGCUAUGCGAGGAGCUUGCAGCGAGGCUUCGCCCGGGUACAGUCCGUCUGGAGCAGGCUGUUGAGCGGGUAGACCAGACUUCCGACAACCGGUGCAUCGUAUCGACGCAGUCGGGCGGUGUGUUUCAGUGCGCCAAGGUUGUGCUCGCGAGCGCCGCGGCGCAGUGCCGAGACGUCGAGCUCGCGCCGUCACUGAGCGAGGACAAGCAGUGGUUGGCCUGCGCGCCGUCCGGCUUCCUCGCCGCGGUACGUCUCUCGUACGAGCAGCCGUGGUGGCAGGAGCAGGGGCUCUCGGGCUGGGGCAUGGGCGUCGAUGGCCCGGUCUGCGUGGUCAGAGACACGUCGCGCGACGAAGAGGAGGAGGGCUACUCGCUGACGUGCAUCGUCGCGGGCGAGCCGGGGAGGGAGCUCUGGCGCUGGGAGGCGGCUGACCGGCAGGCCUGCAUCGCCAAGCACGUCGAGAGCAUAUUCGGUUGCGAGGCGCCUGCACCACUCACUGUGGUCGAGCUCGAGCCGCGGGCGACCACCAUGGCUGUCCCUGUUGCCGGCCUGCGCGCUCUGGAGAAUGACCAGUGGCGGCCCGAAGGCAACGUUUUCUUCGCCGGCGCUGAGACGGGCUUUGUGUGGAGGGGUCAUGCCGAGGGGGCUCUUGCGGCUGGCUCACGAGUAGCUGAUGAGGUUAUCCGUGCCAUCUGCCCGUCCUCGGAUGAGCUUUUGUCGAGGCUCUAGGUAUGAGUGGGAGGCGGCACAGGACAGAGGCUCAUAUUGUGAGUGAAGCGCCAUGCACAGACAUGCUUGGAAUGAUUUAUAUACAUGUACUAUUUACAACAUGGUAUGAAGGGUACUAAAAGUGUUUUUCCA